This is a messenger RNA of Impatiens glandulifera, 1161 nucleotides long. RefSeq names its product serine incorporator 3-like. The record is from RefSeq and is a predicted model, not a curated record. Bases 1 to 1161 code for a protein of 386 amino acids. The transcript has 5 exons. NCBI's taxonomy places the organism in Eukaryota, Viridiplantae, Streptophyta, Magnoliopsida, Ericales, Balsaminaceae. Gene Ontology annotation, cellular component: membrane.
AUGUCUUGCUGUGCGUCCCUUACAUGCGGUCUAUGCACCUCAGUGACUUCCACCAUCUCCAAGCGUUCAGCUCGAAUCGCUUAUUGCGGUCUCUUCGGUAUCUCCUUGAUUGUCUCAUUAGUUCUUAGGGAAUGGUAUCAGAUAGAAGCUGUUCUUCGUGUCAGCUUGGGGAACUUCUUGUUUUUUGCAAUACUAGCCUUUGUAAUGAUUGGAGUAAAUGAUCAAAAUGACCAACGUGAUUCAUGGCAUUAUGGUGGAUGGGCUGCUAAAGCUACAAUUUGGCUCCUGUUCAUUGUCCUUAUGUUUUUCAUGCCAGAUAUGGUUGUAACAAUUUAUGGAGUCUUAUCAAAAUUUGGUGCUGGUCUAUUUCUGUUUGUGCAAGUCAUAUUAUUAUUAGAUGCCACACACUCAUGGAAUGAUUCAUGGGUUGCUAAAGAUGAACACAAAUGGUAUAUUGUUACUUUACUUGUGAUCACAGUUAUAUGCUAUAUUGCAGCAUUUACAAUUUCAGGACUUCUAUUUAUCUGGUUUAACCCUUCUGGCCAUGAUUGUGGUCUCAAUGUCUUCUUUAUAGUCAUGACCAUGGUUCUUGCCUUCUCCUUUGGUAUAAUAGCAUUACAUCCUCAGGUGAAUGGGAGUCUCCUACCAGCAUCUGUGGUCUCUGUUUAUUGCGUUUAUAUCUGCAAUACAGCUGUCUCUUGUGAGCCUCGAAACUACGAGUGCAAUACUCUCCACAACAGCACUGCAGCAUCGACUAUUACACUUGCUCUAGGGAUGCUCACUACAGUUCUCUCGGUUCUUUAUUCUGCUCUUCAUGCUGGAUCCUCCACAACAUUUUUAUCUCCACCAUCCUCACCAAAGUCAGGCGGGAAGAAGUCUCUACUUAGUGAUAAGGAUAUGGAAGAUGGGAAAGACGAGAAAGAAAAGGAAGCAAAACCAGUGAGUUACUCAUAUACAUUCUUCCAUCUCAUUUUUGCUCUGGCUAGCAUGUACUCUGCCAUGCUUCUUUCGGGUUGGACCAACUCUUCGGAGAGCUCAGACUAUAUUGAUGUUGGGUGGACUUCGGUUUGGGUCAGGAUCUGCACUCUGUGGGUCACUGCUGGCCUUUAUGUCUGGACUCUUGUUUCUCCUUUGAUCAUGACCGAUUUUGGGGUUUUUUAA